Molecule: messenger RNA, 2105 nt
Organism: Baudoinia panamericana UAMH 10762
Lineage: Eukaryota; Fungi; Ascomycota; Dothideomycetes; Mycosphaerellales; Teratosphaeriaceae
Exons: 3
Coding region: 480-2105 (541 amino acids)
Molecular function (GO): monooxygenase activity; heme binding; oxidoreductase activity, acting on paired donors, with incorporation or reduction of molecular oxygen
Source: RefSeq, a predicted model, not a curated record
GGAGGGUGUGCGAGUCAGGGAGGGUUUGCCAUUCACUACACCAGCGAGCGAUCAAAUUUGGGUUGUGAAUGUACAAUGCCCACGAGGUACAGCAGGUUAGGGUUGUGGACGUUGUGCCCAUCAGACCGUGAGCCUCAACGUGCACAUCAACAUCCUGCAUCUGCUCACUCAUGUCGGUUGUACUGACCUGUCCGGCGACGACAUUCACUCCACCGUUACAUGUAUGCACGUUGUGAUUAGCGAUCCUGCCAUAGUCAGAGGAGUACUCGGUCACAAACCUUUGCUCGGGCCCGCAAUGUUCAUUUGGCUGUGGGAACCCCAUGGGACAAGGCUUCGGUAGCUGCUUGCUCUCGGGGCCCCGGAAGUGGUCCGCAUUGAUUGCGGAGACAGACAUGUUGCAAUGGAUAAAAUGGUUUGGAUCAACUUGUUCACGUUAAGUGGCGACAGCUCUCCGUCACACAGUGAACAGAACAGUCAGCAUGGCCGCAUCCUAUGUACUGGAAACCAUGGCCCAUUACCCAGUCCUACUGGCUGUGGUACUGAGUAGCGGCUGCUUCCUGACUUAUGCCAUAUACCAGCGCUUCUACCAUCCCCUCGCCAAGUAUCCCGGCCCUCUUCUAGCAUCGUUAACCGAUCUCUGGCAGGUCUACCAGUUCUUGACCCUCAAGCAACCUUACACGCUCACACAGCUUCAUGAGCAGUAUGGUCCUGUCGUUCGCUAUGGUCCGGAUAAGCUCAGCCUUACCGACGAGGAUGCCAUUCCCGUGUUGUACCAGAAGGGCGGUAAGAUGUAUCCGAAGACCGAGUUUUAUGACGCAUACGGCGCAGCGCACCCGAAUGUCUUCGGCAUGCGUAAUGAGGCUCAACAUGCAACUCGGCGGCGGCACAUGUCUCAUAGCUUCUCCAUCUCCUACGUCAAGGAGCUGGAGGGCUUCCUUGACAGCAACAUUGCUAUACUGAAGCGCAAAAUCGCCGAGCACGCAGCUUCUGGGAAGGCGUUCAACCUCAAAGAACUGCUGCACUACUACGUGAUCGAUGUACUUGGCGAGCUCGCCUUCAGUCAAUCCUUUGGACUACAAGAAGCGGAUGAGGAUGCUGCUGCGGCGAUGGUACCGCCAGUCGUAGAACACAGCCUGCUGUCUGCCGCAACAGGAGCCUGGCCAAGCAUGACGAAGACCCUUAAGCGCUGGUUGCCAUACUUGCCAUACAAGCCGACCAAAGCUCUCUUUCGUGGCCGCCAGGCUUGUGCCAACCUUGCUGCCGAAUGUGUUGCCCGACGAAUGCGUGCGCUAGAACACUUACGGAAGGAAAACCUCGGUGCGACGGACCAAAGAAAGGACAUAUUGACGAACCUCAUCUUGGCGAGAGAUCCAGAGACAGGCGCUCAUCUUACUGAGGCCGACUUACAGACUGAAGCGUUUGGCUUCAUAAUCGCGGGGACCCACACAACCAGCGCCACGACUACCCUGCUGUUCUACCACCUUCUCCAUGCUCCGGACAUCAUGGCUCAAUGCGUGUCAGAGCUCGAUGCCAAUCUCCCGGAUCUUACCGCAGACCAACCUGCUUACUCAGGUAGCAUUGCCGAGUCGUCCCUACCUUUCCUCAAGCAGUGCGUGCGGGAGAACUUCCGGAUUACACCGGUGUUCACCAUGCCAUUAGCACGCCGAGUCGUUGAUCCCGCUGGUGCUACUAUUGGAGCGGAACACUACCCGCAAGGUACCUCGUUGGCGGUCUGCAAUCAUGCCUUUCAUCACAAUCCAGAUGUGUGGGGGUUUGAUCACAACACAUUCCGACCAUCUCGAUGGAACGAACCAAGUGUCAACGCUCGUGCGCGGUAUCUGAUGCACUUCGGCCUGGGCCCUCGGCAGUGCAUUGGGAAAACGGUGGCAACGACAAAUAUCUACAAGCUCUCCAGCACGUUGUUAAGGGAGUUUACUUUUGUCCUAGCCGAAGACACAGAAGCGGAGAAGGUGCGUCAAGGAGGCUUCGUGGGCAGAUUGCCCGAUCUUGUCAGCGUGGGUGUUAGCGACCUCGGGACACCACUCAUGGUGAAGGCGAGCUUGAGAAGCAAGCAAGCCCACAACCAGUCCACGGCGCCGUCGUAG